AGUAGUAGUAGUAGUAGUAGUAGUAGUAGUAGUAGUAGUAGUAGUAGUAGUAGUAGUAGUAGUAGUAGUAGUAGUAGUAGUAGUAGUAGUAGUAGUAGUAGUAGUAGUAGUAGUAGUAGUAGUAGUAGUAGUAGUAGUAGUAGUAGUAGUAGUAGUAGUAGUAGUAGUAGUAGUAGUAGUAGUAGUAGUAGUAGUAGUAGUAGUAGUAGUAGUAGUAGUAGUAGUAGUAGUAGUAGUAGUAGUAGUAGUAGUAGUAGUAGUAGUAGUAGUAGUAGUAGUAGUAGUAGUAGUAGUAGUAGUAGUAGUAGUAGUAGUAGUAGUAGUAGUAGUAGUAGUAGUAGUAGUAGUAGUAGUAGUAGUAGUAGUAGUAGUAGUAGUAGUAGUAGUAGUAGUAGUAGUAGUAGUAGUAGUAGUAGUAGUAGUAGUAGUAGUAGUAGUAGUAGUAGUAGUAGUAGUAGUAGUAGUAGUAGUAGUAGUAGUAGUAGUAGUAGUAGUAGUAGUAGUAGUAGUAGUAGUAGUAGUAGUAGUAGUAGUAGUAGUAGUAGUAGUAGUAGUAGUAGUAGUAGUAGUAGUAGUAGUAGUAGUAGUAGUAGUAGUAGUAGUAGUAGUAGUAGUAGUAGUAGUAGUAGUAGUAGUAGUAGUAGUAGUAGUAGUAGUAGUAGUAGUAGUAGUAGUAGUAGUAGUAGUAGUAGUAGUAGUAGUAGUAGUAGUAGUAGUAGUAGUAGUAGUAGUAGUAGUAGUAGUAGUAGUAGUAGUAGUAGUAGUAGUAGUAGUAGUAGUAGUAGUAGUAGUAGUAGUAGUAGUAGUAGUAGUAGUAGUAGUAGUAGUAGUAGUAGUAGUAGUAGUAGUAGUAGUAGUAGUAGUAGUAGUAGUAGUAGUAGUAGUAGUAGUAGUAGUAGUAGUAGUAGUAGUAGUAGUAGUAGUAGUAGUAGU
Molecule: messenger RNA, 933 nt
Organism: Sycon ciliatum
Lineage: Eukaryota; Metazoa; Porifera; Calcarea; Leucosolenida; Sycettidae
Exons: 1
Source: RefSeq, a predicted model, not a curated record